Messenger RNA from Mizuhopecten yessoensis (Yesso scallop), 8182 nucleotides. Its product is annotated as coiled-coil domain-containing protein 158-like. Bases 112 to 3927 code for a protein of 1271 amino acids. The record is from RefSeq and is a predicted model, not a curated record. NCBI's taxonomy places the organism in Eukaryota, Metazoa, Mollusca, Bivalvia, Pectinida, Pectinidae. The transcript is spliced from 28 exons.
GUCUCACUUCCGCACACCCGCUCGAUAUGAAAACAUUGCCACUGACAUUCGGACAACAGUUGUUUACAGUAAGACAAAUGAAUCGCUCAAAUUAGGUCAAACGCAGACGAAAUGGCAACGGGGUUGAGCACCCCUUUCGCUUCUGCUUCAGCACCUGUUGCUACGAUAGGUGGUGCACCUAUGCCUGCUCUUCCAGGGAAAGGAUUACCAGCGAAGAAAUCUUCUGCCUCAGAGCUUCUUGACCAAAUACGCCAGUUGGAAAUUGAAGGGAAUAAACUAAGAUCUACAAAUCUAGAAACAGGUUCUAUAACAUCCAGUGGUACAGACUAUGGAAGCUAUAGAUCGGACACUGAGAUGCCUGGGUAUAGCCAUGGUAAACCAGUCAUUGUUCCUACCUCACCCGCUACACUGUCAGCACUGGUAGACAUCUCCGCUGAACAGAAAACUAUAUCUGACCUCAGGCCUGUGAAAAUGACUCAGCUGGAUGCUCAGAGGAAGGAGACAGACAGACUACAGCACCAUAUGUUGAACGACUACCCAAUGUCCAAACAUGUACCUGUCCAGUCCUCCAUGAUACCCAGUAGUCCAUCAAAAACUGGCUUCUCUACUCUCCCUUCUACAGAACUCUUCGCUGCCAGGAGACCAACUUAUGAAUAUGGACCACCAUCCCACUUGGAGAAGGCCCUUAAGGAUUCCCAGGAGCAGGUCACAGAUCUGAGACGGAGGUUACAGGAGGCAAAUGACCAAUCAGAGUUACAGAAAAGGCAGUUCCGUAGUAAUAUAGAGGAGCUGAAGGGGAAACUCCACGAGACAGUGACAAACAGAGAGGCUGUCCUAGACUUACGAGUAAAGGAAUCGGCCAAUCAGGAGACUUUGUUGGCAAAGAUGCAGGGUCAGGUACAUCAGCUGACAGAGAAGUGUCGGGCCCAGGAGGAGGCAUUGGGUGAUGCCGGGAGACAGAUGGAUGACAAUACGAGAGACAAGUACCUGUCCGACACAGCUCUCAACCAGACCAGACAGAUCCUAGUGGAUGCUGAGAGGAAGCGUGGGCGUCCGUUCUUUGAUUCUGACCCAGCGAGUAAACAGGCACCUGGAAUGCUUGUUCACACCCUGGAACGAUGUAUGCAGGAAAUGAGUGCUGACAUCACACAGAAAUCACAGAAAAUACACGAGCUAGAGAAGGAGAUUCUUUCUCUUAAACACAACAUCAGCCACGACAAGGAGACCCUCAUCCGGGAACAGCAAGACAAAAUCUCAUCAAUGACCACCGAACACGAAAAACAGAUGCAGUCUGCGUCAGAACGGGCGAAUAAUGCCAGGAAGCAAACUGUGACUCUGCAGUCUCAGCUAGCCAUGAUAGAGGGUCAGUUUGAGCAGCAGAUGAAGAUGAAGGAUGUGAUGAUACUAGACUUAGAACAGAAAGUCCGCCAUUUAAAAGAAGAAUUCUCAGAUGAUAGGACCAAAUGGCAGCAAAAGAAGGAAACUCUGGAGGAAUCCCUGGAAAAGACUCACAAAGAAGUCAGUGCCAUGAGGAAGGAGAGGGACGAUGCCAUUCGCAAUCACUCAUCUCUAGAGGGCAAGCUAGAGGACCACCAAAACACAGCGGCCCGACUGCAGGCCGAGGUACACCUGGAGAAGCAGCGCUGUAGUCAAAUGUCCGACAAGGAGACCAUGAUGAGGACAAGGCAGACCGAGCUGGAGACCAAAUUAGAGGAGAAACAGCGGGAUGUAGAGCGACUGGAGAAGAUGUUGGAGCUCAUCAGACACGAGUGUAACGCUCAGGUCAAUGAAAAGAUAUCGUACGCAGAGCGACAGGAGAGAGAUCGUCACCUGGACCAAAUCAGCAGUCUAACCUCACAGCUCAGUAGUAUGACGGAGAAGUGCAAUAGAAACACCCUGGACCUGGAAAUGACCAGAUCUGAGUGUGCUAAUCUCAAAAAACAAUUACGGGAAACCUCCGAAAAAUUUGAAUCAACCAAAAUCCAGCAAGAAUCAUUGUCAGUCGAGAAGAAUCAUGUAUCUAACAUGCUGAGUGAUAAAAAGUCAGAAAUGGAAAGAGUGACACAAGAAAAAGACUAUUAUUCUAAUAUGUUAGAACAAAAAAAUGAGGAAUUAUCACAAUUAAAGACUCAGAAGGAACGAUUAGCUAUCCAGUUAGAGGAGAAAGACAAAAACCUGUUAAUGUUACAACAACAAUCCUCAAACUUCACUCAGUUCAUGGAGACAAAUUCUCGGACUCAUGAAAAUCUCAGGGAAGAAAAAGACAAUCUAUUGAAAAUAAUUACAGACCAGAAAUCUACAUUAGAAGAACUGAGAAGUUCUCGAGAGAAUAUGGCAAAGAAGAUGAAAAUAAGAGAAAAACGAGUCAGGGAGUUAGAAGAAACGAAGAAGAAGUCUGUAGAUGAGAUACAGCUGCGUUUGGAGGAGAUGGGGAUACUACAGCAGGAAAAAGAUAGUCUGUACCAGGAGCUGAAGGAGAGUCGAUACGAGGUGGCUAACCUCACGGAGGAGAAGGAUUCAGUCAAACACAACCUCGAACUCCAGAAGUCCGACCUGCAGCAAACCCUGGCACGGGCACAAUCAAAAUGUAAAGCAAUGGAGCAGGAAUUCAAGCUGGCACACAGAACUCUGAAGUCAAGAGAGUCAGCAGAUCACCAAGCUGUGAAGGUGGCAGACAAGAUGCAGAAGGAGGUUACCCUGAAGCGGAGUGAGAUAGACUCCCUAAAGACCAAGGUCCGGUGGCUGGAGGACAAACUGGACUCCCUCUCAAGGGAACGAAACAGUCUGGAGGGUGACAAAGACAGACUGAAGAUGUCCCUCAACAAGUCUCUCACUCACAACCAUCAGAUCACUGCAGACCUCGAGGUGUCCCAGGGGCAGGUCAUGGAGCUUCGCACACAGAUCAAUCGACUAGAGGUCUCACUGGAGAAGUUGAAACGCUCCACCACUCAGGACCGGAAAAGUGUUCAUGUUAUGAUGACAGAAACCCCCCUGAAUGUGGCUAAAAAGGCUAACACUAAGACCGCCACUACUCAGGCACAGCUGGAGCAGUUUGAACAGGAGCUCACCUGCCUCAAGCUCAAACACCAGCUGGAUAUGCAGGAAGCAAUUCAGAAGACAACUCAGAGAAAAGGUCAAGGUCAAAAAGACCCAGUAGCUGUGUACUACCCUCAGGAGGAGGGUAACCUUGACCUUAUAAAGGGAGGAAAGAGUAGUCAGCUGACAGACCGACAGAUCCCCACAAGGGACACUGAUGACUACCGGGGUGAGCUCAAGACACUUCUCCACGAAAUGAGGACACUGAUAUCAGAGAAAAAGGAUAGGAACAACCAUGCACGUCCUUCCUUACACCGUCGUUAUAACUCGGCCAACGUACCAGUUCAGACAAACAUUCCUGCAGGACAUUACAGGCUGUAUUCAUCCUCAGAAACUGAGGAGUACCAUUCUGAUAACGAAGUGGACAGGACCCUCAACGGGUCAAGGUCACGGUCAAAGUUCGACUACUCCGGCAUGUCAUCAAUGAAAGGAUCAAGGUCGAGGUCACUGUCACCUGUCCAUCAAUAUCAGAGACGGCACAGUUUAGACACAACGGCAGUAACAAGGUCACCUCACAGUUAUAUCUCAAGGUCACCUGAAUUCAUGAGGAAGUCAGGAUCCUCACGACUUGGAACGUAUGGCAACGACCUGAGCCAGGAAACUGAGUCAUUGGCUCACCAGGACAACGAGGUCAAACCAGGCUCAACCCGACUGGUAUCUAAUACACAGGAUCUGUGUAAGAGGUUGGAGGAGAGAAUAGAAUCACUGUCCAAGAUGGGCGGGUCACUACAGAAAGAAAACAAAGAGAUGGCUGACCUGAUGAAACAACAGGGUAAGAAGAUCCGCAAGGCAAAAGAUAACUCUAAGAAGAUCAGGAAGGUUGUGAGGUGACACAACAUACUCUGAAAUUAAUGAGGACAGCUUGAUAAUUGUUAAUAUGUACCGGUUCAAUAUGGAUUAGAUAGGAAAGCAGCUGUGAGUAGACCUUAUUAUGAGCAGUUUUCAGUGAAUGUAUCCUUAAAUUAAGUGUGCUGAUUUAAUUAGCCAAUCAGGAUAGUUUUGGUUUGUAGGCAGUGAUAUUGUGCCAAAUUCAUCCUGUAGAUGUAUUGUACUAAAAUUAUUUAUUCAUAAAUGGAGGAAACAUUUUGUUUCCUCAAAGUUGAUAAUCACGUAUUUGAUCAGGCUUCAUUGAAAUGAAGGGAUAUACUUAAUGAUCUUAAUUUGCUCUGAAAAUCUGGAUCAAUAAGGUUGUAAAUUAAACAUAAUGAUGAUACAUCAUACCUUUCCUCUUGCUUGAUCUGUUGGAUUAAAAUAAGUUAAACAUAAGAACCAGUCAAUUCAACAAUAUGCUUUACACACAUUUGCCUAACACUUGUAUUGGUCUUAAAGGAUGCAGGUGUGCCUGAUGUUUUGUGUACUAUGUGAGUUUGGUAGUGUUUCCUUAUUGGGACUCUCUAGCUGAUGUUUUGUGUACUAUGUGAGUUUGGUAGUGUUUCCUUAUUGGGACUCUAGUAAUACACUUAUGCCCUCUAACUGUAAUUUGUUGUUGUUCCCCGAGUGUUUUCAAAGCCUGUUGAAGGAAUUUGCAAAAAUUACUGUGUAAAAGGAUGUUUGAGUGAGUAAAUUCAAUAAUUGUUUCAAAACACCCACCCGAUGCCUGUUAAAAAUUGACAGUUGAUCAAGAUGAAUUACUCCAGGACAUUGUUUUGUCGCAUAACUACUUGUUAAUUUGUUUGUAUUUGUUAAAUUAUUUCGUGUUAGUUUGUUUCCAUUGAACACUAUUACAGUAAACCUUUCAUCAGUUGAUGAGAAUAGACCAUAAACUGUCCACAGUAAACAUCGUUUCACGUUAAGGCGGAAUGAUUAUGUGUUUAAAUUGCAGCAAGCUUUUUCAAUUAGAACAGUGUUAAAAUGAUAUUGAUUGAGUGUAGCUUUUUGACACGGUCUCGCACUUCAGGAAGCCAAACAUAAGCUUGGUAAUAGGAUCACAGUAUGAUUUAUGUCUUGUAAUACCAAGAAGAUGUCAUGGUGUAAAACAAAUUGGAAAGAUCUAUGGAAUUUGAUUUAUUUACCACACAGAGCAACUCAACUAUGUUGUGUUCUGUAUUGGUGUACUGGCGUUAUGGACAAAUUGUUUAAAUAGUAGCUGGUUUACUGUAAAAUAUGUGUUAGCCUCUAUUAUCUCCGUGAUUUUGAUGUGUGCACAAAAACAGGAUAUUUGGUCCAUUUGCAAAUAUGAGGCAUAUUGAAAAUUCUGUUGAGAUAAGCGUUUUAUUGACUGUUAUAUUCAGAUAAGGAAUAUAAUGGAUUUUACUCUAAUCUGUUGGGAAAUAUUACCAUACUGGCGGGGUAUUUAAUUGGAAACCUGUUACGUGAUUGACAACGGUAUUGUACACAAAGCCUUUUUAAUUAGAGGAAGAGUAAUGGUGAAAGGUUUAGAUGAAAUGAAACACGAUGUUUUCAUGUUAAUAGUGCGAUGAAUCACCUGUAAUCGAUGUUUAACCUUUGCCUUUGUUCAGAAUAGUUUUGAAAUUACCCUUUUGGAAUGUUUCGAUUUUAAAGGUGGACAUUUGAUUGUUUUCGGAUUUUUGUUUUCUCAAAAACAAAAAAAACAAAAAAAAAACGACACAAAAACCACAACAAACCAGUCGAACUACAUAUAUAUUCUACCGAACAUAUAUAUGGUCAAGUUAUGCCAACAGUUUGUCUGGCUUUCCUAGAAGGCUAUACACUACCGAAUUGGUCUGAUCUUCUUUAACACCUCAGACGUGUAUCAAAACACUAACAACAAGUAUAUACAUCUAUCUGAGCAAUUAUUGAUUAAGUAACGAAGUAUAUACUCAAGAGAAAAUACCUCAGUAUUUACAUCGUAUAUCACAUUUAUUUUUCAUUUUUAUCUUUGCUUGCCGUAGGUUUGGUAUUAUAUAAGGGGUUGAUUGUAAUAAGCCACAUUAUCUGUAUCUUUUAAAGGAAAACAACCUUCUUCUCCCGUACAGAAAUUUCAAAUUAAUUCAAGCUGUGAUAAGUAAUAUAGAAAAAAAUAUGUAGAAGUACAACACAAAAUGGACAAAAUCGGAAUUCGCUGUCGGCACUAACAGACAAUAACGGGAGCCAAAAUUCACUCAAAUGAACAACAACUAGUGAAACCAGGUGGCCCGAAACGACAGGCAUUUCCUGUGCCAUAUAUUGUGCCUUUCAUUUGGCUCCUAUCAAAUCCAAUUUUGUAGCAAAUAAAUAAAAUAAAUUACAACAUGUCAUUAAAAAUCGUUAAAAAUACCCCACCUAUGUUAACUCAUAAAGUCUUAAAAUACUCUUUAAUAUUCUCUCCAACAAAUAGUUGUAAAUAUAUCACACAACUUUAAUCAAUACAGUUCGCUGAGUAAUUCCUCCAUGAGAGAAAACAUUACGUUUCUGUAACAUCGUUUUGUAGAGUACAUCUGAUAUAAUUGUGAAGACAGGGAAGGUGGAACUUGAAGCAAAGUCACUUUUAAAAACAAUGAUUUUGUCUCAAUACUAUAAUGUUUUUGUAUUGGAAAACAGUCCUGUUAUCUUGUUCUUUGUAUGUACCAUUUAAUGAUUGAUGUUUUGUAGGAUUUCGCACUACUAGUAUUACUUCAACUCAUUGACAGAAUCUCAUAAUUUUCUGAAGUGGAUGACGAUUUGCACAUCUUUAGUAUCGAAAGUCUCUGAAAAUAUUGAAUUCUUUUAAUAUAUGUAUGGAAUGAGAAAUCGUCGUGGGCGAUGGAAUAAUACCAGGGGUAACUUGACCCACGAUCAUGAACCCCAAAAAAACUAAUAAGAAUUUGCCAUUUAUCUGAUCGUUUAUAUUGUAGUUCUAAACCUGACGAAAACAAGAUAAUUCAAGAUAUGUUCAGCUAAAAAUACUAUAAAUCUGUCAAUAAAAAAUGGUAUUUAACCAAACUUGCUUGUCGAAUUGUUUGGAUGACCUUUUGCUGUGACGUCUGACAUAUAUUUCCUCCCGAUGUAAUGGACAAGAAAGUUCGUAGAUUAAGAUUAGGUAGAUUCGAGGAAAUCUGUUAGAGUUAUUAUGUACUGUAAUAACUAUAGGCCAGUAUAUUGUUUAACAAAUGUCCCGGAUAAUGUUUAUAAAAUAAUGCAUUUCAGUAAAAUCUUUCCAUAUGCACAUUUAUGUUUCAUAUCCGAUUCCUUUCAGCUGUUGAUCAUUCAAGCGUUCAAUAAUCUCUUCUAAUCUUUGGAUUAUCAAUAAACAUGUUAUGUAUGGUCAAUCAUUUUCAUUGUUUUAUUGCAUUAAAAGUGGCAUUGGAAUAAUCAAUAAAUAAAUUUUUAAAAUGGCGUAUGACAGCGCGUGUCCAUCUCCAAUCCCUCUUUACGUCACGAGAUAAUCGACCAUUAUUACGCGUAUAUUCAAAUACAUUUCUUGUUCCUUAACGCCCCGAAUGAUGUGUCAUUUGGAAUGUCUAGAUUAUGAACGAUGUAACGAUCAAAAGGCCUAUAAAAGCGUUUCUGUGUUACAUCUUCAGUGUCAGCGUUACAGAGUCAUCCCGUCCGAUUACAAUUCUAUCACACCCGCCCACACAAACUAUUUCUCUGGAAUGGUAGAUUUCUGUGGCGACUUACGAUCAGUACAGUUAUUUCAUUUUAUUUUCAAGUCAGUACUUCGGAAUACUUUGAAGAGCUAGGGUUUUUUUUCAAUGGAAUCGGGGCAAUUUAGAAUAUACAUUAUUUUUACCAUUAAAUACAUGUACAACUGGAAUAGGUUAACUAUGCUGAGAGUGGAUGUGCAUUUGUGUUGAAUUAGACCGACACAUUCAGUUUAGUUAGUAGUGUUCUGGUUUAUAUUUGAUAGAAACUGUUACCAAUUACCGUCGACUGGUGUCAUUGGAGCAUUGUUUGAUUGUUUUCUCUUUGAUCUCCACUUGUAUCAUCAGCGUCCAUAUUGGAAUUUAUACUAUUUACAUUCCCCUGAAAACAAGUCUAGUUUUUUUUAUCUGUGAUAUGUAUAGGCGUUUCAAACUCCAACUUUUAAUGCUUUUGUUUUCUGCGACCAUUUUAUAUCCGUUCCUUUUUCAUUUCUUUUCAUAUGGUUUUGUAUCGUUUGUUUAAAGGAGUGUAUAUUAUCUGUAGAAUGUUUAUAUAAAUGUACAUUAAGUUGUAUUUAUUUCAA